AUGAACAGCUCGAAUGAGAUCUAUGCCAUCAAACGCGUUUCUCUGGACAAGACGGACGCGGAGACGAUGAGUGGAUACAUGAAUGAGAUCGGGCUUUUGAAGCGUUUGGAUGGCAAUAAUCGUAUCAUUCAGUUGUUUGAUAGUGAGGUGAAAGCGGGCCCUGGAGGCACGAAGGGACACCUAAUGCUCGUUAUGGAGUGUGGAGAGAUUGAUCUCGCCAAGUUGCUGCAGGAGCAGCAGAAGGAACCAAUGAAUAUGGUGUGGAUUUCAUAUUAUUGGCAACAGAUGCUGCAAGCUGUGCACGUUAUACACGAGGAGAAGAUUGUUCAUUCCGAUCUUAAACCAGCCAAUUUUGUUCUUGUUCGAGGGCAACUCAAAUUGAUCGACUUCGGGAUCGCCAAUGCCAUAGCGAAUGAUACGACAAAUAUCCAACGAGAUCAUCAGAUUGGUACCGUGAACUAUAUGAGCCCAGAAGCCAUUGAACUACCAGACGGUAUGCGUCGGCUCAAGGUUGGCCGUCCAAGUGACGUGUGGUCAUUAGGAUGCAUACUUUACCAAAUGGUUUAUGGACAGCCACCUUUCCAGCAUCUAUCUGUAUACCAAAAAAUGAAGGCCAUUCCGGAUCUUGCAUACACGAUCGAGUUCCCGGAGUACGCUAUUCCCACCGUGGUGACCAAGACGGGGGAAAAGAAGAAAUUGGAGGGGUUGAAGAGAAGGGUGAGAGAAGAUAUCAUUGAAGGGAUGAAAAGUUGCUUGGUGCGAAAUCCAAAGGAGAGGGCGACUAUUCCAGAAUUGAUGGAACAAGACUGGUUGGCUUUGAAAGAGCCGGAACCAAAGCCUAUCAAAGAGCGCCUUGCACAUGAUGAAACUAUCAUCAACCCAUAUUAUAUGCGUCAACUGCUGCAAUAUGGCAUCAAGCUCGGUCAGCAAGGGACGGCUAUGGAUCCUGAGGAGCUACUUCGUGAAGCCGAGCGUUUAGUCGCAGAGCUCAAAGCAAUUGAGUCAUGAUGCAUCCUUUCUCUGGUCUGAUCGCCUUCCACGCCGACUAUUGUACUAUUCCAAUCCACACGAUAAUUUACGCACCAACUAUGACACUAUGCCCUCGCUUGGGAUUAUGAACGUGCACUCCAUGAGUGUAACGUUGUAUGCGAAGUGUAUGUAAGCUUGUCUGUCUAUGCAUGUAAUUUUCAUUUAUUAGAAUUCGUUUGAAUUUCUUAUGGAUUCAAUCCUCAUUCUCCUGCUUCACGCUUUUAGUGCCAACGCACAUCAUUCUCUCUCUACUUUCAGUCGUCCUAGUCGCUUUCGUCAAUCGCAGCUUUUUUUCUUCUGUCAAUCCCUCACUUUUUUAUUAUUUUAUCUCACAUCUUCUCUUUUCACUCAUUCUUCAACCUGCUAUUUGAUGUCCUAGCUAGUUACACUGGACCCUGCAUCUCUCUCCUUUCAAAAAGCCUUUCUAUACUCUUUUUAUCUAUUGUUGGUUUUGACCUACAGUAUAUGGUAUCGCUGGCAUCACUAUCCUGCAUGAAUUCAAACCGCAUUAUCAAAUC
Serpula lacrymans var. lacrymans S7.9 is the source of this 1547-nucleotide messenger RNA. RefSeq lists its product as uncharacterized. Gene Ontology annotation, molecular function: protein serine/threonine/tyrosine kinase activity; ATP binding; protein serine/threonine kinase activity. Gene Ontology annotation, cellular component: nucleus; spindle; kinetochore. The record is from RefSeq and is a predicted model, not a curated record. Gene Ontology annotation, biological process: meiotic spindle assembly checkpoint signaling; chromosome segregation; protein localization to kinetochore. Lineage: Eukaryota; Fungi; Basidiomycota; Agaricomycetes; Boletales; Serpulaceae. The transcript is spliced from 5 exons. Bases 1 to 1008 code for a protein of 335 amino acids.